Penicilliopsis zonata CBS 506.65 is the source of this 1368-nucleotide messenger RNA. RefSeq lists its product as hypothetical. The record is from RefSeq and is a predicted model, not a curated record. The coding region runs from base 1 to 1368 and encodes 455 amino acids. Lineage: Eukaryota; Fungi; Ascomycota; Eurotiomycetes; Eurotiales; Aspergillaceae. The transcript has a single exon.
AUGGCUUUGAAAAAUACUCGAGAUCUUGAUGAUUCUGUCCUCGGAGAUUCUUGGGUCGUCGAGUCUCCUCGUUCCAAGAAGGGACCGCAACGCAAUAACAUUGAACCAGCUUCCAAACAAAGUAAGCGGACAUGGAACGAUAUAGAGCAGAGUCAGCGGUCGGACAUGAUGAUGGCGUCUUCGUCGUCCUUCUCGGGGCCUGAGCUUAUUAUGCCAUCUAUCUGUGAAACUUCUAUAUCUGAUGGUUCAUGGGUGGCGCCUAACGUCCGGUCGAGAGGUCUGGGAAGAAGAGACGCAAACAGAUCUCUGGAAUCGCGGAAAGGCUCAUCAGCCCAAGGGGAAAGAGUGCAAAUGAAGACUCGAGCUCUUGAUUCGAGCGUCACAAGCAAGAAAGACAACCAUAGUUUGAAACGGCCACCACCAAGACCUAGGCCCUGGCGCUGCGAGAACAUCCUACGGCUUCUGGUCAAUCUACUUCUAACUGCGGGAAUCCUGCAUCUACUUGUACUACCCGAAUUAUUCUACCAAUACCAGAGCUUUUGCUCAGUACCUGCGGUUAUAAGAUUAUAUCCAUCCAGUUGUGCACCGCGACAAACUUUACCCUUGGCCAGUUACAACCCAUCCGCGGGGCCGACUCCCAUGCCCAGCAUGCAGACACGGCUGAAAUCGAUCCUCAACACCACUUUGACGGAUACGGAACCGCUUGGGCUCCCUUUGAAAAACAGCGAGUCCCGGUUACGUGACCUUUACAGUGAACUGAAGACGGUUUACCCAGGCGCAAGACACGAGCUCGAGCUUGAGUUCCAAGGCUGCCUGGAGGCCGUGAAAACAGCUUCAAAAGAUCUUGACUCCCUGAGACUUGAUAUUCGGUCUGCAUUUGAUAGCCUGGUUGCAACAGAUACCGUUGCCGAGCAAGACCUUGAAACAUCCAUUUUCGGCUGGAAACCAAAGUCCGAUGUGGCCAAAGAAAUGAGACAGGCAACACAAACGCUGCAUCGCAGGCAGUACCUCGAUCAACUCACAUCAAACAUACGAUCCAAGGCUGGCUCUUUGACCAGCACCCUUGCAACGGUCGACGAUUACCUAGAAUCCAUCGAACGGAUCGUAGACCGAGAGGAGAGACAGGCCACCGCAUCUCAUCAGUCACUCCACCGCCGUAGCGUCCGAGGCAUCUUUCGUUCCCUGUUUUCCGGGCCGCCCAAGGCCUUCGAGUCAUCCUUCCGAGCCACAUCUGAUGUCGUCCUUCGCUCCCAUCAAUCAGGAUCGGAGCUUUUGCAUGAUGCGGUUGGCGAUUACCGCCUGGUUGCAGCCAUAAUGGAACAGCUCUCAGAGCAACUAGUUGCUUUUCAGAGGUUAACCAGCCGCUAG